AUGCAAAAUGCUCAUGCUAAAUGGCUAUGGAGCAGUUGCCAGUCUUGUCCGACGUGCAAGGUCCAGUACACGAACUGUCCGAACCAGGAGAACUCAGGGAGGAGCGUACCGGGGACAUUCCAGUGUGAGAAGUAUCUCGUCUCCCCUGCGGACUUCGUCUCCCCAAUCCCGGAGACCCUGACGCCGGAAACUGUGGCGCCGUUGUUGUGCUCCGGUCUCAUCUUGUACGGCGCAUUAAACAAGCUCGACACAAAAUGCAACAAGGGUAACUGGGUGGUACCACAUCAUGGAUGCAUUCAAAUCGGUAGGGAAAUGGGCUAUAGAAUCAUCGCCUCAGGCGCAGAAGCAUUCAUCGACCUUCAAGACGAUCCUACUAUCAAAAUCCAAGCCCUGACUGACAGCAUCGGCGCCCACGCCGUCAUCGUCGUCGUCGGCCUCGAGAAAGCCUACGAACAGAGCGUCACGUUCCUCCGGCCCGUCGGCACGCUCGUCUGCAUGGGCCUGCCGCAGCCGGACUACCAUCUCCCCAUUUCACCGCUGGUGUGCGUGGACCGCGGGUACAGGAUGGUGGGGAGCGCGGUGGACACGGAGGCGGAGAUGCAGGCGCUGCUGGGCUUGGCGGCGGAGUGGAAGGUGGUUACGCAUAUGAGAAUGAUUGAGCCAGCGGAGGUGAAUGAGGUGGCGGGGCCGUUGAGAAGGUUUGCGGUGGAGGGGAGGGCGGUAUUGCGGAUUCCUGUUUAG
Messenger RNA from Aspergillus saccharolyticus JOP 1030-1, 741 nucleotides. RefSeq lists its product as uncharacterized. The record is from RefSeq and is a predicted model, not a curated record. The coding region runs from base 1 to 741 and encodes 246 amino acids. Lineage: Eukaryota; Fungi; Ascomycota; Eurotiomycetes; Eurotiales; Aspergillaceae. The transcript is spliced from 7 exons.